AUGCCGUUUACCAACUUUUACGCUGCUGGCCUCCUGGCACUGACAUUAGUUGGCAACGCCUGUGCUGUCCCCGUUGUCUCCGAGGCCGCAACAAGCGUCUUCUCGGAGCCGACUAAUUUGCCGUCACCAUACGCUAUCUCGCACCACAAUGUUACAUCUCAUGGCCCCUACAAUGGCCCCCCAGCCACAACAACUGGUGCUCUCUCCACCAGCGUCCUCGCUCCCUCUAUCGCCCCGGCGCCUGCUCCGCCCCAGAUUCUCCAGUAUCAACCCGAUGGCAAGCUACAUGCGGACCAACCCAUGCCAUUUACCCCGAGUGGCGGUAUUGGCACCAACGGGUCACUUCCCCUGUACAAAGUAGCCAGCGACUUUGACUACCAGUCCCUCGCCCUGGCGCUUUACCACGAAUGGAUUGAGCUGGACCUCUUCCACUGGGGUCUCGCCACCUUCUCCGACGAGGAGUUUGACUCCUUCGGCAUCAACGCCGAGGACCGCCACCUCAUCCAGCACAUGGCCGACCAAGAAAUCGGCCACGCCUCUGUCAUCGCCAACAUGCUCGGCGCCAGCGCCCCGAAGCAAUGCACCUACAAUUACCCAGUCUCCAACGUCCAGGAGUUCGUCGACUUCAACCAGAAACUCACCCGCUGGGCCGAAGCCGGCGUCUACGGUUUCCUCCCACACCUCGACUCCGGUCCGGCCGCGGCCAUGUUACUGCAAAGCAUCACCGUCGAAGCGCGACAGCAGAUGAGUUUCCGCCAGUUCGGCGGGCAGUUCCCCAUGCCCGAGUGGCACACCCCGGGUAUCCCACAGAGCUGGGCCUGGACGCUACUUGCCCCGUACAUCUCGUCUUGCCCAGCCGACGAAACUCGCUUGGUCUGGCAAAACUUCCCGACACUGCACAUCCUCAACCAACCCAACCCAGCACGCAUCAACGGCGCCGACGUCUGGAACGAGACGACUUGGGGCCCGGCCAACUCCCUCUCAACCAAGGACAUCACCCCCGACGAGUCCUGCGUCAACGGCACCGGCACCGACACCGCCAAUUCUUCCAUGGAUUGCACAGCGGCGAUCGCCCAAAACCGAUCCAUCCCGCUCUCCUACCCCGGCCGUCAAGUCUUCCUGCAUUGGGAUGCACCCGGCCAACUGGUCGGGCCGAACAACAGCUACGUCACCACGACCAACGUAGCCGAGCCGCGGUUUGCCGCCUGGCUGUCCCAGUUGAAUGUGACCUACACGCCGCUGUUGAAUGUGUCCCUAGCGGAACGGACGGCGUACACGGUGCAGCCGAAUGUGUCGACGUGGAAGGGGGACCCGGCCGUUAACGGGACGAUGUUUAUGGCGUUGACGGACACGGACUUGUUUGUUACGCCGUAUAAUGUUACUAUGAUCAACCCGCAUGUGGCUGCGUUGGCGGUGUACCAGGCGGGUUAA
Dichotomopilus funicola is the source of this 1431-nucleotide messenger RNA. RefSeq names its product ferritin-like domain-containing protein. The transcript has a single exon. Lineage: Eukaryota; Fungi; Ascomycota; Sordariomycetes; Sordariales; Chaetomiaceae. Bases 1 to 1431 code for a protein of 476 amino acids. The record is from RefSeq and is a predicted model, not a curated record.